AAUGAAAAACGGUAGGUUGAUCAAAUCAAAUUGUCCUUAUCUAUAUUCUUAGAAUCCAAUUCCCUCUCUCCGUUAACACCGGUCAAUCUUCUCUUCCACAUCCAUCAGAUCAUUCUCAAUAGAGGAAUCUGCAAGUUUUUUAAUGGCGGAAGCGAAGCUUUUUGAACUCAACAAUGGCACCAUGAAAGUCAACGUCUCCAAUUAUGGCUGCACCAUUACUUCUCUGUCGGUGCCAGAUAAAGAUGGGAAAUUGACUGAUAUUGUUCUUGGAUUUGACACGCUUGAACCCUAUCUGAAAGGAGCGGCACCUUUUUUUGGCUGCAUUGUUGGCCGGGUAGCAAACAGGAUCAAAGAUGGGAAAUUUAUGCUCAAUGGCGUUGAAUACUCUUUGCCAAUCAACAAGCCACCAAACAGUCUCCACGGUGGACACAAGGGAUAUGACAAGGUUAUUUGGGAAGUUGCUGAGUAUAAACAAGGUGAAAAACCAUCAAUUACCUUCAAAUAUCAUUCUCGUGAUGGUGAAGAAGGUUAUCCAGGCGAUGUCCACAUCACUGCAAGUUAUACACUCGUGUCUAAGACGACCAUGAGGCUUGACAUGGAAGCAGUUCCGGAAAAUAAACCAACACCUAUCAGUUUAGCUCAACACACAUAUUGGAAUUUAGCAGGUCAUAAUUCAGGAAAUGUUCUUGAUCAUACAAUUCAGAUAUGGGCAAAGCAUAUAACUCCUGUGGAUCACAACACUGUCCCAACCGGUGAAAUCAUGCCAGUCGAAGGAACUCCAUUCGACUUCACCACUGAAAAUAAAAUUGGUAGUCGUAUCCACCAGGUUGGACUCGGAUAUGACCAUAAUUAUGUGCUCGACUGUGGAGAUGAAAAGUUGGGGUUGAAGCAUGCAGCAAAAUUGAAGGAUCCGGCUAGCUCAAGGACUCUGAAUUUAUGGACCAAUGCUCCUGCUAUGCAGUUUUACACUGCAAAUUAUGUGAAUGGUAUCGUCGGUAAAGGUGGUGUUGUGUAUGGAAAGCAAUCUGGGGUCUGUCUUGAGACACAAGGAUUUCCUAAUGCCAUCAACCAACCAAAUUUUCCAUCUAUUGUUGUUCAACCAGGCGAGAAGUAUAAACACAGCAUGCUGUAUGAGUUCUCCGCUGAGUAGGGUUCGACCUAUUCUGCAAAGUAAAUACUAAUUUCCCUUUUUCUUCCUUUAUUAUGAAGAAUUUUGAUGAAAAUAAUGGAAGUGUACUUUUGAUGAGUCUAUGAUGUUUGGAAACCAACACAUGAUUAAUAUUUUGAACUUUGAAUUGCAAAAGUUUUCCGUG
Olea europaea var. sylvestris is the source of this 1313-nucleotide messenger RNA. Its product is annotated as aldose 1-epimerase-like. Gene Ontology annotation, molecular function: aldose 1-epimerase activity; carbohydrate binding. The transcript is spliced from 5 exons. NCBI's taxonomy places the organism in Eukaryota, Viridiplantae, Streptophyta, Magnoliopsida, Lamiales, Oleaceae. The record is from RefSeq and is a predicted model, not a curated record. Gene Ontology annotation, biological process: glucose metabolic process; beta-D-galactose catabolic process via UDP-galactose, Leloir pathway. Bases 143 to 1150 code for a protein of 335 amino acids.